Molecule: messenger RNA, 678 nt
Organism: Hyla sarda
Lineage: Eukaryota; Metazoa; Chordata; Amphibia; Anura; Hylidae
Product: olfactory receptor 6F1-like
Exons: 1
Coding region: 1-678 (225 amino acids)
Biological process (GO): G protein-coupled receptor signaling pathway
Cellular component (GO): membrane
Molecular function (GO): olfactory receptor activity; G protein-coupled receptor activity
Source: RefSeq, a predicted model, not a curated record
AUGGAGUUGAACAAUCUGACUACAGUCACAGAGUUUUUCUUGUUAGGAUUUAGAGUCAGCCAAGAUUUAAGAAUUUCAAUGUUCUUAAUUUUCUUUGUGAUUUACUGUGGGACAAUAUGUGGGAAUCUCCUGAUCAUCACCCUGGUGUCCACCAGCAAGAACCUCCACACCCCAAUGUACUUCUUCAUCUCACACCUGUCCAUUAGUGACAUUGUGGUUACCACUGACAUUGUCCCCAACAUGCUCCACAUCCUACUAAAUAAUGGGGGAACCAUGACUUUUACUGACUGUAUUGCUCAGCUUUACUUUCUAUGUGCUUCUGAAGCAUUUGAAUGUUUCCUCCUCGCUGUGAUGUCUUAUGACAGAUAUGUGGCCAUCUGUAAUCCUCUCCGUUACACGUUUAUCAUAACAAGUGCCUCAUGUGUAAUAUUGGCAGCCAUCUGUUGGUCGUUGGGAUUUUCUGUUGUUUUAAUUUAUAUCAUUAUGAUAUCAAAACUAUUUUUUUGUGGACCCAAUAUCAUUGACCAUUUAUUCUGUGACAUUGGUCCAUUACUAGGAAUUGCCUGUUCUGAUACUUUCCUUGUACAAUUGGAUAUUUACAUUAUAGGUUUUAUAGUUGUCUUCAUUCCUACCAAAAUCAUUGUAGUGUCCUACACUUAUAUUGUUUUGCAGUUUUAA